This is a messenger RNA of Suillus discolor, 2769 nucleotides long. RefSeq lists its product as uncharacterized. The transcript has 13 exons. NCBI's taxonomy places the organism in Eukaryota, Fungi, Basidiomycota, Agaricomycetes, Boletales, Suillaceae. Bases 1 to 2769 code for a protein of 922 amino acids. The record is from RefSeq and is a predicted model, not a curated record.
AUGGAUAUCCUACAGCUCGCCUUCGACCACAUUCUCAACAGUUUCCCUCCCUUGCCCAUACUUAUAUAUUACCCGUCUAUCCAGGACAUGGCCCCCGAACGCACAAAAUUCUGCGAUCUGUGCAAACAAGACCUCAAACCACGUGGGUGGUCCACUCAUUGCAAGGCCUGUGAGAAGAAGGCUGAGAAACAGCGUCAGAAUCAGCUUGUUGCGGAAUCCAUUCGAAGGGAAGAUUUAGAGGCAGAAGCAGGUAUAUUCCGGGUUGACGACAUUAGGUGUGAGUAUCAUCCAAGCAGUGGGAUCCCACCUGAGGUCCACGCUUUUGAGGACUUCAAAUGGUGUCCAACCCCACUGGCAUCUAUCCCGCCUAACCAGCACCCCUGGGCGCCAUUCAAGUCGCGACUAGAGUUUGAACUUGCUGAACUUGCCCUGGAGGCUUGUUUGAACAACGAGCAGACUGAUCAGCUCAUACGACUUUGCAACCGGUGCACUUCCCGACAGGAGAAGUUCACAUUCCGGACCCACAAGGACAUUCACGACAGGUGGGAGACUGCUUCCCAUCGCCUUACGGGGUUUACUCAAGACAUGAUUUCAGUACCGUAUGACGGUACCAUACGAGAGUUUGAUCUACACUAUCGCAAUCUCUGGGAGUGGGCUACUGAUCUCCUUCGUGAUCCUCAGCUCUUUCCGCACAUGGUAUUUGAUGCGCAGCGCUUCUCAAAGUUUGAUGGCGAGACAUUUGUAAACUUUGUAGAUGAACCUUACACGGCUGAAGCUUUUUGGAAUGUUCAAUCUCAGCUACCAGAGGGCGCCAAACCUCUGGCGUUUAUUCUGUAUGCGGACAAGACGAAGUUGUCCUCAUUUGGUACCGCAAGAGGUUACCCUGUUGUUGCACGCCUUGCGAACCUUCCCACCGACAUUCGCAAUGGUCAAGGUAUGGGUGGUGGCUACGUUGUUGGGUGGCUUCCUAUUGUGAAGGAGGAGAAGGAUCACGCUGGCAAGCCAAGCUGGGUCAAUUUCAAGAACGCUGUUUGGCACGAGGCGUUCUUGAAGAUUCUCUCUCCGCUAGCAUCAAAAUCUAGUACAGGUCAAUGGUUUGAAUGUCUUGACAGCAUCCAACACUGGUUCUUUCCUUCGAUAUUAAUCUUGUCGGCCGAUUACGAGGAACAAUGUGUUAUGUCGCUCACUCGAGGGAUCAAGUCCCUGUGGCCAUGCCCAGUUUGUCUCGUUCCCCAUGACGACCUUUUGGAUACUUUGAAGGCCUAUCCUCGUCGAACAUCCGAUCAGUCACAGAACGUCUUGCAGGUUGCGCGGGGCAAGCAGACCGCUGAAGAGAGAGAUGAUAUGCUCAAACAAUAUGGACUUCGUGAUGUCCAGAACGCUUUUUGGAUCGUUGCGCUUACUUGUGUACAUUACGCACUCUCGUGGGAUAGGCUCCAUUUCAAUGGUGGCCUGUACCGCGAUCAUUUGUGGGCCGAACUGCAGAGAAUAAUCAUUAGUCUUGGGAGAGCAAGUGUAGCACAGAUGGACCACAACUACGAGGCGUUUCCACGGUGGCGCAAUCUCAAACAUCUAUCGCAAGUCAUGAGCAUUUCCUUUGCGGAUAGUAGCGUGUAUGAAGACAUUUCGAAGAUGGUGAUCUAUGCUGCACAUACCAUUGUGACUGAGGACGAGUGUCCAAUCGGCUACCUCUUACUUCGUUGUAUUCGACUCUUUCUUGAAGUCGAUUUAUAUGCAGCACUCGAGGUUCACACAGCUGAUACUAUCCGUGCAGGCCGACACGCAGUUCAAGCGUUCUCAACCUAUCUCCAGCAAUAUAUAACUAAAACAGCCGACACGAGCGACAAGAACUGGAACUUCCCCAAAUUGCACAUGAGUGUGCAUAUCUUUGACAACAUCGAAGCUAAAGGAGCUACACGUAACUACAACACGAAGCCAAACGAGAAGAUGCACGGGUCGCUGAAAGAUUCGUAUCAAAUGCGCACCAACUUCAGGAAUGUGGCGCCGCAGAUUCUUCGCAUCAAUCAUUGGCAAGUGGUCGCCGAGAGCAUUUGCCGGAACAUAUCCGACUUCGAUGAGUAUCAGUCACGCGAUGUCGACAAUGUGCUGGACGAAGACAAUUCCGUGGUGGAUGAUUUGGUCGUCUCGAACGACUCGCCUCAUGUAAAGCUUGGAUCCAGACAAGCUCCACAGACUUUUGAAUCUGUCGAGAACACUCACAGACAUGACAGCGCAUUUACUAACUUUCGUAUCAGGCUCAAUGAUUUCUUAACUAACUUUUUACCAGCCAUUCAAGUCCCUCUACCAGGCGGAAAGCAGGUCCAGCUCAAAGCAAAUGGCAAGAUUACCGGGUGCCGUUUCUUAAAGGUUAACUAUGAGUCAUUGGUAGAUUGGCGCCAACAUACCGAUUUCCUUCGUUGUAAUCCCAAGUUCUUUGGUACUCUGCGCUUCGACUGUGUGUUCGUCCAGACAACCGACAAGAUCAUCUUUGGUCGCCUGCUCUUUGUUUUUGAAUGUACACUGGAAGAUACAGCCCUCUCCCUUGCCCUUAUUCACCCAUUUGAUGCUCCCACUGGUGUUCGCAUCCGAAAAGACAAGCAUCUCUCCAUCUUUCGUGCUGAAUUUUUUUCAGUAAGGUCGAUCAUCCGCGGAGCUUUCCUAGUGCCGGAUGGUAGCAAUGAUUACAUUGUUGUCGAUACUGUUGACACCGACAUGUUCCUUCGUGUGAAGGCGCUGCAUCUUGAGGCAGGGCACCUUGUACGUGUUUGA